AUGCCCAUCCAGAAGGACCUCCUCCAGCCUGGCCAACAUCAAGACAACGGCCUGAGCGUGGACGGCUGGGAGAGGCAUGCAUCCACCCAAGAGAAGUCCCCGAACCUCUCCUCGCCACCAGGCGUCCCUCUGGCUCCCGCUUGGGCCGGCCCGCGACCCAGGGACGGCCCCCCAGACCCAACCCACUCUCGGAGGGAGAGGGGAUGGGGCCAGACGGAGGAAGGAUCCGCGGCGCCCCGCCAUAUCCCAAGGGCUGAGCAUCUCUCCCGCCGUCGCGUCCUUUCCACUGCCCUACGGCGGAUCCCCAGACCCAGUCCACUUCGGCGAGGGGAGUGGGGUGCUGGGGAAAGGGAACCGGCAGUCCUGGUGUCCCCUGGCCGGGGGCAUCCUGCCAAGUCCGGAGAGUCAAGCGUCCCUCCAGCUCCCAUACAGUACCUGCUCGCAAGGCCGACCGAUCCUCGGGCACACCCCGAGACCCAAUCAACCCACUCCUGGGAAGUGACGUUAGAAGUUGGAGAUUUCGUUCCCCUGCUGGCUCCUGUCUGGCCCGCGAGCGAUCCCAGGCCCCGAACCCCGAAGAUCUCGUGGCCCAAGCGGGCAGGUGGUCUGGGCCAAGGCACACUUGCCCGAGGCUCGGCUGCACCGCACCUACCCUGGCUCCUCCAGCAUCACCUGCACGCCUCCACCAGCCUGUGGGCCUUCCUGGGUUGUGCCUCCCAAGUUGGACUGUCGCUCUACCCUAGAUGCCCUUCCCUCCUCUUCCUGGAACCCCAGCUGUCUGCAGGUCCCCGCCCCAAGGUCACUUUCUCCUUCCCUCCUUGCCCCGUCGUGCGCCCCGCAGGGAUUGGCCCAGCCUCCGUCUGUUCCCAGGGCUCUGUAGCCUUGACGGUGCACCCCUCCCUGCGCGCUGCCUGAGUGUCACCUGAGGGCCGAGAGGGGCAGGGGCAGGGACCGCGGUCGCCUCCGCACUCACCUAUGCUCCAGAGGCUGGACUCUCUCUGGGGACGAUAAUGAGCCCACGCCUGCUGGCGACUCCAGCCGAGUGGUGGAGGCCUCAUUCCCUUCUUGAGCUCUGUUCCUGUG
Kogia breviceps (pygmy sperm whale) is the source of this 1083-nucleotide messenger RNA. The record is from RefSeq and is a predicted model, not a curated record. NCBI's taxonomy places the organism in Eukaryota, Metazoa, Chordata, Mammalia, Artiodactyla, Physeteridae.